GUAGGUGGGGAAAAGAGAAAGAGGGAGGAGAGCCACAGUAACAUUUUGGAUUGAAUUAGAUGAUAGAUUGACCAGCAAGAAGCAGGCUUCUCGUGUUGGUGAUUUUGCCUGUUUCAUAGCACAGACAUAAGCGCACAUACAUACACAGUCCGACUUGUGGAGUUUGGAUUUGCAUCCCAGGACCAUGGCCCAGCCUAAAACAGAUGCGGGGCUCGACCCAGAGCUUUCCAACGGAGCUGUGAUCCACGGUCCCACCGGUGCCCGCGCGGAACCGGACGAGCUGAAAGACGCCGAGGAGGAAGUGGAGUUGGCCGAGGAGGUCGGCGAAGACGUCGGGAUCGCAAGCGGGGGCAAUGUCGAAGGGGAGGAAGGUCCUCUGAAGUUGGAGGGCGAGAAUGAAAGAGCAGAAGCGGGUGAGAGGGAAGGAAAGAGCGAGGGAGAUUGCCCAGGAAUGCCGGUCACAGUCGUGGCGGAAAACCAAGAGAAAACAGAGGAGCCAAAUGGGGAUUUGUAUGUGGACAGAGAAGAGGGUGAUAUAAGCAGCCCGGUUCUCUGUCUCGUUUCCAGCGCCCCAGCCGACACUGCGCACAAAGCUCCGCCCGGUGAUUCGGCAGCCAUGGGAGCAGAAGAAGCAGGAGAGAGUGUAGAACCGAGCGACAACGAGACUAAGAACAACGAGGAGAAGCCUCAGGAACAGCACCUCCAGGGACUGGCCAGAGAAGGAGAGGUCAGCGGGAGCGAGGGCACAGAGGAGCGGAAUCCGCAGGCUGCUAAUGAUGAGGUGGGAGAGAAAGAGGAGAGAGACUGCAAUGCCCCAGAAGAACUGCAUCUCGAAGCUGGAGGAGAAGAGGAAGGAGGGACACAGGAGGGGAGGUGUGAGGAGAGAGAGGAGCACGAUGACGAGGUAGGAGAGGAAGAGCAAGGAGGGCGUGAUAGGACAGCGGAGCAGUGCACGCAGGCUGUUGGGGUUGUCGCCCAUGAGAAUGAGGAAGGGUGCACGAAGGCAACAGAACGUCAACCCCAGCCAGCUGGAACUGAGGCUGGAAUAAAGGAGGAUGGGUGUGGGUCAAAUGAACAGACGCAGGUGCUUCAGGAUACUGAGAAAGAGGGCAAAAGUACAGAGGAGGAAGGCCGUGUGCAGGUAGAACAAGAACAGUGGGUUGCUGAGGAUGAGGGCGACAAGAUAGAGGAGGAGGGGUGUGCUGAGUUGGAACAGCAGCAACAGGUUGUCGAGCAUGAGGGAGAAAAGACGGAGGAGGGGGUGGGCAUGGAAAUGGAUCAGCAGCACCAAGUCGCUGUGGGUGAAGAUGAAAAUAUGGAAGAGGGAGGGUGUUUAGGGAUGGAACAGCUGCAACAGGCUGUUGAGGAUGAAGAUGAAAAGACAGAAGAGGGAGGCUUUGGGGACAUGGAACAGCAGCUGAAAAUUGCUGAAGAUGUGAGCAAAUAUAGUGAAGAAGGGGUUAGUGUGGAGCUAGAACAGCAGAAACAGGUGGAUGAGUAUGAGAAACAAAAGAUAGAGGAGGAGUUGAGUGUGAAGGUGGAACAGCAAGACCAAGUUGCUGUGGAAGAGGGUGCAAAGAUGGAAGAGGGAGGGUGUUUGGAUAUGGAACAGCCACAACAGGCAGUCGUAGAUGAGGAUGAAAAGACAGAGGAGAGACGGUGUUUGCAGAUGGAGCAGCCACAACUGUCAGCUGAGAAUGAGGAUGAAAAGACAGAGGAGAGAGGGUGUUUGGAUACGGAACAGUCACAACAGGUUCCUGAAGAUGAGGGUGAAAAGACAGAGGAGGGAGGGUAUUUGGAUAUAGAACAGCCACAACAGGCAGCUGAGAAUGAGGAUGAAAAGAUAGAAGAGGGAGGGCGUUUGCAGAUGGAACAGCCACAACAGGUAGCUGAAGAUGAAGGUGAAAAGUCAGAUGAGGGAGGGUGUUUGGAGAUGGAACACCCACAACAGGUAGCUGAGGUUGAGGGUGAACAGACAGAGGAGGGAGGAUGUUUGCAGAUGGAACAGCCACAACAGGUAGUUGAAGAUAAAGGUGAAAAGUCAGACGAGGGAGGGUGUUUGGAGGAAGAGGAGGAGGUUGAACAGCUUACUGAGGAUACAGGAGUGCUACAGGAUACGUGCAAAGAUGAAGAUAAGCCACAGGUGGUGGAAGAUAAAGCUUUAGAUGCAGAGGUUCGGGGAUGUGUGGGAAUCGGGGAACACCCAGUGCCGGUAAAUGAGGACGAGCCAAAAGCUCCAGAGGAGGGAGGGUGCAGGGAGAUGGAAGAGCAGCCGGCACUGGCAUUGGAAGAAGAUUCCAGAGAGGUUACCAAGGGAGUGAACACGGAGACGGAAUCUGGCGGGGAGAAGCCUGGAGACACUGAGGACACCAAGAGCCAGGAGGCACGGGAGGCCACCGACAGCAUCAAGAAGGUGAACGUGGAAAACGAGGCUAAGAUGGACUUGAGUCACAUGGGCCACGGGAACCACCAGGCGGGGAUGGAGAACGGUCUCUCUCAACCGGAGCAGAGAGAAGAGGAGCAGGAGGUGGUGGCAGAGGAGGAGGAGGAGGAGGAGGCGCUACCCCGCAAGCAGAUGACUCGGGACACUCUCAGGAAGACGGUCAGGAUGGAGAGCCCGGUGCCACAAAGUUACGAGUACAGCUCAGAACCCCAGGAGUUUGAAAUCUCCCUCUAUGUCAAGGCGGGUACCGACGGAGAGAGCAUUGGGAACUGUCCUUUCUCUCAGAGGCUCUUCAUGAUUCUGUGGCUGAAAGGAGUGGUCUUCAACGUCACCACUGUUGAUCUGAAGAGGAAACCAGCUGACCUGCAGGACUUGGCUCCCGGAACCAACCCUCCAUUCGUCACGUUUAAUGGAGAGGUGAAGGUGGACGUUAACAAGAUCGAGGAGUUUCUGGAGGAGAAGCUGGUGCCUCCACGGUACCCCAGUCUGGCUGCUAAGCAUCCGGAGUCCAACACUGCAGGGAUCGACGUGUUUGCAAAGUUCUCAGCCUUCAUCAAGAACCCUCGCAAGGACGCCAACGAAGGACUGGAGAAGGCUUUGUUAAAGUCUUUAAAGAGACUGGAUGAGUUCCUGAGGACCCCUCUGCCAGAGGAGAUUGAUUCAGACUGUCCCAACGACCCGCUAGAGUCCACACGCAGCUUCCUCGAUGGACCCGACCUCACGCUCGCAGACUGCAACCUACUGCCCAAGCUGCACAUCAUAAAGGUGGUAGCUAGGAAGUACAGGAACUUUGAGAUCCCCGCAGAAAUGACUGGAGUGUGGCGAUACUUGAACAAUGCCUACCAGAGAGAGGAGUUCAUCAACACCUGUCCUGCUGAACGUGAAAUAGAGUUUGCUUACCUGGAUGUUGCCAAGAGGAUCAAGUAGGAGGCUCGAUCAUGGGUGAACUGUAGUAUGGAGAAAUGUGUCUAUGUGUGUGUGUGUGUGCGUGUGUGUGCCUGUGUGCAUACGUGUGAGUGUGUGUGCCUGUGUGCAUACGUGUGAGUGUGUGUGUGUGUGUGUGUGUGUGUGCUCUCACUGGCUGAGCAGCGCAUGCGUGACAGCACCGUUUUGUCAUUGUCUCACCCCUGGUAUGACUGCUGUGUCAUUCUGUCAUUCUCUGGUGCAUCUGUAAUCAUUUCCCACAGUUCAGAGCUUCCUCUCACAACCUCGCCGGUCAGUAAGAAAGAAACCUCUAGUUGUCUCUCUAGUUGUCAGGCUGUGAUGUUCUGGUGUUGCAGCCAAUCCUUCUCCUUCAUCUCACUCUUCCUUCAGUGGUCAUGGUGCGGAGGACCGCAAUGGCAUGGUGUCCGUGUAACAACGUGUGUUUAUCUCAGUAUAAAGUGUCUGUGAAGAGUCAAUGGCCGGACCAGAAAACUUGUUAUGUCUAAGGCUGAUUACUGAUAAGUAGCUACAUGAGGGCCAAGUCAAAUGACAGCAUCCAGGUAGUCAAUGCUGAGACUGGUUUGUAAACUUAAUACUUUGGCUUUUACCACCUUAAUAACUCAUAUUCUUAUAAUCAUUUAUUUUGUCUAUUAAAUUAAUAUUUUCAUGUUAUCCAUUCCAUUUUAUUUUAUUCAGGAUGAUGAUUCAAAAAAUUUGGAACAAACCUUUUGCACAAUCAAGGCUAAAAUGUAUCCAUGGGGAUUUUGUACUGGUAUUUCAAAAUGAAAUGCAUUCCCUUUAUGCUAUUGAUGAAAAUGAUCGUGUUCUUUCAUUUUUGUGUUUGCUUUGCAUAACCGUUGCUUCUUUUCACAUUUUUAUACAAAAUUCAGUAAGGCUAUGUAGGGUAUCACACAUAAUUCAAAUGUUUUCUUAUUAAAUCUUCAAAAGCUACAUUAAAGCUACAUUUUCGAGUGAUUGUUUUAUAUUGCCCAUCAAAUGUAUUUGAUUAGCGCAAGCCAUUUAAGCAAAAGCAUCGUUCUAAAAAAGCCUUAUGAAUUUCACAAGAAACUUAAUUAAAUUGAUCAAAUGAAUCAGCUUUUGCACUUUGUUUUCUGUCACAAUGCAUGUGGUCAUUUCAUUAUGUUAUCUGCCAAAGGGUCUGUCAAUAUAUGGAUGUACACCAUACCUUUAUCACAGUAUUCCACUGCAUUCGGUUAAAUUAACCAAAUUAAAAUUACACAAGCUA
Messenger RNA from Anguilla rostrata (American eel), 4613 nucleotides. Its product is annotated as chloride intracellular channel protein 4. The record is from RefSeq and is a predicted model, not a curated record. NCBI's taxonomy places the organism in Eukaryota, Metazoa, Chordata, Actinopteri, Anguilliformes, Anguillidae. Bases 185 to 3370 code for a protein of 1061 amino acids. The transcript has 6 exons.